AAUCCCCUUCACCUGCAGAUGAGUUUAGAAAACUCACCGAGUUCUGAUGCUGAUGUCACUUUCUCAAUCCUUGCAAUGAACAACUGGUACAAUUUCAGCCUGAUGCUGUGCCAAGAAGAGUGGAACAUCACAGAUUUUCUCUUGCUCACACAACAGAGCUCCAAGUUCCACCUGGGUUCCAUUAUAAACAUCACAGCAAACCUCACUUCAACCAGUGACCUUCUGAACUAUUUACAGUUUUACCUGGAGAGCAUCAAAGACACAACGUCUACCAUGGUGAUGUUUGGAUGUGACAUGGAAAAAACACGGAGGAUUUUUGAAAUAACAACCCGGUUUGGUGUGAUGCCUCCAGAACUUCACUGGAUUAUUGGGGAUUCACAGAACGUGGAAGAACUCAGGACAGAAGGUUUGCCACUUGGUCUCAUCGCUCACGGCAAGACAACACAGUCAGUCUUUGAGCAUUAUGUACAGGAUGCAAUGGAGCUGGUAGCAAGAGCUGUAGCAGCAGCUACCAUGAUUCAACCUGAACUGGCUCUUAUUCCAAGUACAAUGAAUUGCAUGGACACAGAUGAAAGGAAUAUCACUUCAGGGCAGUAUUUGUCAAAAUUUUUAGCCAACACAACUUUUGAUGGCCUCAGUGGCCACAUUAAGGUGAAAGGCUCCUCCGUUGUCAGCUCAGAAAACAACUUCUUCAUCUGGAAUCUGCAGCAUGACCCUGUUGGAAACCCAAUGUGGACUCGUCUGGGAAGCUGGCAAGAAGGAAAGAUAAUAACGGACUAUGGGAUAUGGCCAGAACAGGCCCAGAGGCAUAAAAAUCACAUGCAACACCCCACCCGGCUGCACCUCAGAGUGGUAACUCUCAUUGAGCACCCAUUUGUCUUUACAAGAGACGUAGAUGAUGAAGGUCUUUGCCCAGCCGGGCAGCUGUGCCUGGAUCCUUUGACCAAUGAUUCAGCUGUGCUGGAUAACCUGUUUGAAACCCUUCAAGGAGGGAAUGACACUGUUCCCAUUGAGCUGAAAAAGUGCUGCUAUGGCUACUGCAUUGACCUGCUGGAGAAGCUAGCUGAGGAUAUGAAUUUUGAUUUUGACUUGUACAUUGUUGGUGAUGGAAAAUAUGGAGCCUGGAAGAAUGGCCACUGGACAGGGCUGGUGGGAGACCUUCUUUCUGGCACAGCUCACAUGGCAGUCACAUCGUUUAGCAUUAACACUGCUCGCAGCCAAGUGAUUGAUUUCACCAGCCCUUUCUUUUCUACCAGCUUGGGUAUCUUGGUGAGGACCAAAGACACAGCAGCUCCUAUUGGAGCAUUUAUGUGGCCACUUCACUGGACUAUGUGGCUGGGGAUAUUUGUUGCUCUGCACAUCACAGCUAUAUUCCUCACCUUAUAUGAGUGGAAAAGUCCUUUUGGGAUGACCCCCAAGGGAAGGAAUAGGAACAAAGUCUUCUCUUUCUCCUCUGCCCUGAAUGUAUGCUAUGCAAUCCUGUUUGGAAGAACGGCUGCCAUCAAACCCCCUAAGUGCUGGACUGGAAGGUUUUUAAUGAAUCUCUGGGCUAUUUUCUGUCUGUUUUGUUUGUCCACAUACACAGCCAACCUGGCUGCUGUCAUGGUAGGAGAGAAGAUCUAUGAAGAGCUGUCUGGAAUACAUGACCCAAAGCUCCACCACCCAUCCCAAGGGUUUCGGUUUGGAACCGUGCGAGAAAGCAGCGCAGAAGACUAUGUGAGGCAAAGCUUCCCAGAGAUGCAUGAGUACAUGAGACGGUACAAUGUCCCUGCAACCCCAGAUGGAGUGGCAUAUCUAAAGCAUGAUCCAGAGAAACUCGAUGCCUUCAUCAUGGAUAAAGCACUCCUAGAUUAUGAAGUAUCAAUAGAUGCUGACUGCAAGCUUCUAACUGUGGGAAAACCCUUUGCCAUUGAAGGAUAUGGUAUUGGUCUUCCCCCCAAUUCUCCGCUCACCUCAAACAUCUCUGACCUGAUAAGUCAGUACAAGUCCCAUGGUUUCAUGGAUGUUCUGCACGACAAAUGGUAUAAGGUUGUUCCAUGUGGGAAAAGAAGCUUUGCUGUCACAGAG
Molecule: messenger RNA, 2067 nt
Organism: Nestor notabilis (Kea)
Lineage: Eukaryota; Metazoa; Chordata; Aves; Psittaciformes; Psittacidae
Gene: GRIN3A
Product: glutamate receptor, ionotropic, N-methyl-D-aspartate 3A
Exons: 5
Biological process (GO): synaptic transmission, glutamatergic; ionotropic glutamate receptor signaling pathway; monoatomic ion transport
Cellular component (GO): postsynaptic membrane; plasma membrane
Molecular function (GO): transmitter-gated monoatomic ion channel activity involved in regulation of postsynaptic membrane potential; NMDA glutamate receptor activity
Source: RefSeq, a predicted model, not a curated record